AUCUUAUAUGUACGAAACCACGGCUAAAAUGUAACUUCUUCUAUCCCAGGAAAUGGGGGAUACCGGCGAACAAGAACUAAACUUUUUACCAUUAAUUUCUGACUUGUUAAAGAGUGUAGAAAAAGAGUCUGGAGAUGUAAACACUAAGAUGACCGAGUUGAAAACAAAAUUGGACAAAGCUAGAGAAUUUGUAGAAAAGAUGCCAGGAAUUCAACAAAGCCAAUCAGAACAAAUUAAACAGAUAGAUAUUCUUAGGAAUCAGUUAACAGUGAAAACUGCAUUAUUAGAAAAAUAUAAAAGUAUGGACAAAUUUGAUUUGUCAAGCUAACUUUUUUAUUUUUGUAGACUUGAAAUUGUGUUCGUUGUAAAGAAAAUUUGUAUAAAAUUA
Mytilus trossulus (common blue mussel) is the source of this 388-nucleotide messenger RNA. RefSeq names its product mediator of RNA polymerase II transcription subunit 9-like. Bases 53 to 328 code for a protein of 91 amino acids. Gene Ontology annotation, biological process: regulation of transcription by RNA polymerase II. NCBI's taxonomy places the organism in Eukaryota, Metazoa, Mollusca, Bivalvia, Mytilida, Mytilidae. The transcript is spliced from 2 exons. The record is from RefSeq and is a predicted model, not a curated record. Gene Ontology annotation, molecular function: transcription coregulator activity. Gene Ontology annotation, cellular component: mediator complex.